This is a messenger RNA of Stegodyphus dumicola, 1062 nucleotides long. RefSeq lists its product as uncharacterized. NCBI's taxonomy places the organism in Eukaryota, Metazoa, Arthropoda, Arachnida, Araneae, Eresidae. The record is from RefSeq and is a predicted model, not a curated record.
AUGGUGGAAUCGUGUCUCACAGAGGAUGUUUUAAAGGCGUGGCAAAGGAGUUCGCUCUUUAACCAGCCUGAAGGAACUGAUCUUUCUCGCCUUACCAACUUAAUGAAAUUUUUAAAGUCUGAAGUGGAGGGUGAGGAGAGAUUAAAAUUGGCGCGUAAUGGACUCGAUGGUGUUAGUCGUAAAGAAGGAUAUCAUGAUAAAGCAAAGAGGGAAACAAAAGCAAAACCUCCAACUACUGUACCCAUUCAAUUACCAUUAGACAGCAUUCGAGAUGCUUUUGCAUUUGAAGUUACCGACAUAGAUUUAUGUGGCCCUCUGAUUCUCAAAAAUAAAAACAAAGACUGGGUAGUACUGUUUACGUGUGCUGUAUAUAGAUGUGUACAUUUGGAACUAAUGACAUCCGUAAGUACCGGAUGCUUCAUUCAAGCGUUUUGUCGGUUCAUAGCCAGAAGAGGUCGGCCAUCUACAGUUUACUCAGACAACGGCACAAAUUUCGUCGGUACAUCUGCAUUGCUGAAAAAGGUUGACUGGGUAAAGGUAAUUGCUCAGGAAACUUUGCAUCCCAUCACUUGGAAGUUCAUUCCGCCCACUGCUGCUUGGUGGGGCGGAUGGUGGGAGCGUCUAAUCCGCACAACCAAGAAUUUGAUUGUGAGAGUCUUAGGACAAGCUGCAGUCAAUUACGAAGAGUUACUCACCGUCAUCUGUGAUGUGGAAGCCGUAAUAAACUGUCGACCACUUACUUAUGUGUCAAAUGACUCUGAGGAUCUUCUACCAUUAACGCCUUCCAUGUUCUUACAGGACAUUAAGGUUUCAGGUACAGCAGAUUUGGAUGCUUUAGAUCGAAAUAAACUCUUGGCUCGUCAGCGUUUCUGCCAGGAACUUCGAGAACAAUUUCGUAGCCGUUUCCGCAAGGAGUACCUUGGACAGUUAGUACAAAAGCAUGGACAGACGGACUGUGAAUUAAAAGUUGGAGACAUCGUGCUAAUAGGUUGUGAGAACCUUAAAAGAGUGAACUGGCCAAUUGCUCGUGUCCAAGAACUUUGUACAAGCAGAGAUGGACGU